Molecule: messenger RNA, 1932 nt
Organism: Cutaneotrichosporon oleaginosum
Lineage: Eukaryota; Fungi; Basidiomycota; Tremellomycetes; Trichosporonales; Trichosporonaceae
Source: RefSeq, a predicted model, not a curated record
AUGUCCCCCGACUCGGCCUCCGUGGCCAUGACCGGCACGCGACCCCGCCGUCGGCUCCACUUCCAUCAUCACCACUCCCAUCCCCACCACCGCCCCGAGGGCUCGCCUGUGCACGCCCACGCCGAUACCCUGGACUUCCUCGCACGCUCUGUCCCCUAUACCCCCCAUCUCCCACGGCAAGACUCGAGCGCCGACUCCUCUCCCUCCCCUUCUAUCUCAUCAGGCUCGAGCGACAGCCCAAGCGACAACGAUAGCAGCAGUGAUAAUACCAGCUCCGCACCCACCGUCGUCCCCGCCGUUGUCCCUUCCUCUCCGAGCCCGAGUGAGGACGUCAAACUGGACGGCCAGCCCUCAGAACAGCCCGCAUCACCACAAACCGAGAGGCAAGCACAGGAAUCAUCCGCCGACCCAGCGCCGGCACCGUCUCAGAAUCAGAAUCAGAACGCUGUUGCUUCGAGCAGUGAGGACACGGGCCCUCGCCCAAGCCCAACCCCGACGUGGACUCCUGAGCCCGAGCCUCAGCCCACUAGUGAACAGCCCUCGACGUCCGACCCCAUUCCGGCCUCAUCGGACCCUGCACCGCAAUGGACACCGUCCUCAGCGUACCAACCUCCACCCGAGACAUACGGCAGCGGGCCCAACGCUCCCGUGUCCCAGUCUGAGACCGUCUGGGAACCAGAGCCGACACCAUCAUCAACACAGGGGUGGGCGUCUGCUCCUGUUCAGGACACUUUGGCGCAGAGUUGGACAGACUGGUCCGCGGCAGCCGAAUCAAUCGUGCCUUCGGACGCGGUUAGCAGCGAAGCCGUCGUUGCGGGUAUCAUUGGGCUUGUAUCGUCCUCGUCAUCCUUGUCAUCAGCCGCUCGCAUUGCCAGCGCGUCGACGGCCUCAGUUGCAAGAAUCUCCUCUCCUUCCGCUGCUUCUGGGAGGACCCUGACGCCAAACGUCCAACCCACCAACCCAGGCGUGACAGCAUCGCAACCACCGCCUUAUGGUGUAUCUGCCUCUGACAAUGUGUCGGGUUCUGCAGAGGCGGCCAGUGCUGGGUCCGGGAGCGAGAUCCUCUCUACUGGAGCGAAGGCUGGUAUCUCCAUCGGCGCAAUUGCCGCUGUCGGUGCCGCAGUGUUCCUCAUCCUCUUCUGCCUCCGACGCCGCAAGCGUAGCAACACUAUCGUCGCCUCUACCGACCGAUCGAAUCCGUAUGCCUUCAGCGCGUACGGUGCCGCCGAGGAGAAGGGUGCGAGCAACCUCCGCCGCAAUGGCACGCAGCACUCCGCGCUCGACUUCUCCGACGGUCCGCUCCCGCCGCAGCAGCGCUCGCGCUGGAGACAUUUAUCCACCUUAGCCGUUCCUUUUGCUGCCAAGGAUAGAAGAUCGCGUGGUAGCAGCGGGCCAGGUAUGGCAGGCGUCGGGUCCACCCCGAGCCGCUUCGACUCGAACCAUCCAAGCUUUGACCGCUCACGUGGUGCCUACCCGUACGCGCGGAGCGAGUCGGACGACGACCACCACGAGGUGAUCCAGGCGGUCGACGACGACGCGUCUAAUUUUCGAAACACUCACUACGAAGAGUGGCUUACCUACGACCGAGCCGGAGUGGUUGGGCAGCCAGCCUCCGCCGGCGUCCCCGUCAAACCUUCAUCUUCCGGACCUGGGCCAAAGCUCCGCCAGCCGCAAGCGCGACGCGUCCCGGUCCCAUCACUCGAUCCCGACCCGUUCGCGGACCACACGGCUCAAGCGGACACCCAAGCGUCUGCCACGGGCAUACAGUCGCGGCCCAUGCCGUCCCGCGCCCGCACCCUCGACAACAUGUAUGGCAUCUACACCGAGGACGAGCCCGUGGUCCAGCACCUGCCCUACCGCGUGACGCCGCCGCCUGUGCAGGCGCAGCAGUUUGUGCAGCCCCAGUCUGCGCUCGUCGGGCAUGCCGUCUAA